AUGGUAAAGAAGGAGAUGUCUUUCUCAACAUCAAAUGAAGACCUGACGAGCGAGAUUAAAAAGAUAAGUGUUGAGGAUGAACGACCACAUCAUAGUCAGAAAGAGCAAGACGACUUCCACCCAAAGAAACUGAGACACAGCGCCACGCAAGUCAGCGAGUUCACACUCGUGGGCAAGGACCUAGAAGCUGCGAAACCUUCUCGUUCCCCAACAGAGCUACCGUCUAUCAACAAACCCGGUUCCUGGAGAAUAUGGACUUCGCCUAUCACCAAAAUCAUCCUAGUCUCCUGUAUAGUCGCCCUUCCUAUGAUUGUGUUUUCCAUUGUCAUCCUCGUCCUCACCUUUGGGUAUCGUAUGGGAAAGAUAACAUGCCCCUACCCCGAGCUCUGCCCCGCAAUGAACCAGACCAGCAGCACCCAUUACUAUGUCGACUACUCAGCAACACAACUGGUCUUCAUUGCAUCUUGGUCCUCUACUAUCAGCCUGUCCCUCAUUAGCAUGCUGAUGUUUCUAUUUUCCUUCACGGUCGCCCAGCAUAUCCUACGUUGGUCGGGAGGCGAAGAUGUGAAGCCUUCUGAGCUUCCCACGCCUUAUCAGCUCUCGCUCCUAAUCAAGGUUCUCAACGGAGAACUUUUGGCUCUUUGGGAUGUCUUCCUUUACAAAUUUCCGAGUUGGUGCAUCCCAGCUCGAAGACGAAGGGGUCAGAGAACGAGUACAGCGCCAAUAGUAUACAUGGCUAUUGGAGUGCUUCUGCUUGGACUUGCGGCAAGCGCGUUUGUUCAAGCGACGGACACAUGGCUCCAUAUCGACACUCAAACUGUAGAGAUAAUUAACAUUAAAGCAGAGCCAGCCGCAGGCGGAAACCAAUACUCCCGAGGGCUAGGUCCAUGGUGUGUUGACAAGCCCACCGUUAACAACAUUUGCAACAAAAACUUCUGGGGCUGCGGAAUUGAUUGCUGGAAAGAAUUCGGAGCCACUAAUAUGCAGCAAUCUAACCAAAGUGCCGUCCAUAAAAUCCUAGUCGGACGGUCGGCGGAUCAUGAGAUUUUCAAUUUCACUGACAAGAGCGGACUCACGUAUGCCAUUCUUGGGCCCGCCGACAUUCCUGAUACCAUUGAUUGGGCGGCCGCCAGCUUUGCCACAACAACCCAGUGUCGGGCAGUUCUACCUAGAAAUUGCGAUGUGCAACCUCCAUCGGUAGAUGACCUGACUGGCGGCAUUCAAUUCAACUGCACGAAGGAGCGAGCCGGCGUAGACGUUUCAGGGAACAUUACCCACGCCACUGCUCAAAUACACUACGUUGAUGCGCAUCGUCUCUUCAAUGACUCCCCUGCUUUCAUCGGAAGGGUUGACGAUUCUGAUACACCCGGAUUCAAAGAUGCGAAGAAACUUGCGCCUAACCUAACAGAGCAGAGCGAAGUGUUUAACAAUCCGUGGCAUUGGCAAGGUGUUCUUCCAAUCAUUGAUGCACAUGAUUCAUUAUUUCAAAGUGAAGAUCAGAGACUCUGGAAUCGUAGCUGGAUUGGUGUGCCAUUGAUGGUGCUGGAUUGUGACACCACAGUGUGGGAAGUCACAUACACCAUGGUCAACUCCGGAGUUCGAACUAUCACGGCAACCAAAAGCAACGUCUCGGUUGCCGGUAUCGGCUCAAUGCCCGCUUUCCCAGCUUUUGGUCUCUUGGAUAGCGAGCUCCCAGAAGUCAUCUAUGAUGCGAACGACAGAACAUUCACGCUCGAAACCAUGAUCGCAGGGUAUACAUUCGGAAUGAGUCGCAGUUUCCUGGCCCACAUAGGCGGUCAAUCCUCCCCUCGCCAGGCCCUCAAGACCCAAGUCCGCGUCCCGAAACUUAUCACCAAAGUCUCAAAAGCAGCUCUAUGGACGCUCGUGGUAUCUAACCUCGUUUAUGCUGCUGUUGGUAUUAUACUGGCGGUUUACGCAAUUCGAGCUAGAAGUGAAGAUGUUUUUGGGUUUCGGGCUCGACUGACAGUUGGAGGGCUGGCAGCACAGAUCUUCGAGAAACCGUUUGCAGAUAAGAAGGCGGAUGAUGAGUGGGAAUUGUUUAGGGAGAGUGAAGGGCUGAUGUCAUCGAGAGUAGGGGCAGAGAAGACGGCGGUUGGGGGAACGACGUUUUGGAUAAAGGGUGAAAGGAGGGUUGGGAGAAAUUCAAGAAAGAUAGAGAAAUGA
Lindgomyces ingoldianus is the source of this 2184-nucleotide messenger RNA. RefSeq lists its product as uncharacterized. NCBI's taxonomy places the organism in Eukaryota, Fungi, Ascomycota, Dothideomycetes, Pleosporales, Lindgomycetaceae. The transcript has 3 exons. The record is from RefSeq and is a predicted model, not a curated record. The coding region runs from base 1 to 2184 and encodes 727 amino acids.